Molecule: messenger RNA, 1297 nt
Organism: Syngnathoides biaculeatus (alligator pipefish)
Lineage: Eukaryota; Metazoa; Chordata; Actinopteri; Syngnathiformes; Syngnathidae
Gene: timm21
Product: translocase of inner mitochondrial membrane 21
Exons: 6
Coding region: 124-876 (250 amino acids)
Biological process (GO): protein import into mitochondrial matrix
Cellular component (GO): TIM23 mitochondrial import inner membrane translocase complex
Source: RefSeq, a predicted model, not a curated record
UAUCUGCGCCUGGAUUUGUUUGCUACUUUCCACGGCGCACUUUUAGCCCAAACUGUAGGUUACCAUCGUUAAUGUGACAGUAGAUUUCAUGCAUUUAGUUUAUAGUCAAUAUACUAAAUAAUAAUGGCGUACAUUCAGAUAUCGAAAGUCUUUUGUCGGAAUUUAAUGUCAGCAGCGAGGCAGACGUGCAGAUUUUCAGAGGGCAAUUGGUUCAAGCACACGAACAGGACGGAGUCUCAGUCAGCCGUGUUGAGGCUGACCUUCCACGGGAGACACCACGUCGAACCUGUUGCGUGUAGAUAUCUUCAUUGCUCCUUGCAAUCACGCAGAGGUUUUACUCUAGAUUUCAGAGCAAGAAAUAAAAGCGAGGAGUCAGACUCUGGACAGAAAUCAGUAUACAAAUACCAGAGUGGGAGCCCAAAGCCCUCCGCCGCACGCAAAGUAAAAGAAGCUGGCCGCGAUUUCACUUAUUUGAUAAUUGUACUCAUCGGGCUUGGAGUUACAGGUGGUCUUCUGUAUGUGGUCUUCCAGGAAUUAUUUUCUUCCUCCAGUCCAAAUAAAGUAUACGGGAAAGCGUUCAACAAAGUCAGAUCAGACCCAGAGGUAAUUGGUGCAUUCGGCGAACCAAUCAAGUGUUAUGGUGAGACGACUCGUCGAGGAAGAAGACAGCAAGUCAGUCAUAUGGAGUACUUGAAGGACGGACUGAAGCACAUGAGACUGAAGUUUUACAUAGAGGGAUCUGAACCGGGCUUAAAAGGCACAGUGCACUCUGAAUCAAAAGAGAAUCCUGAAUCUGGAAAAUAUGACUUCCGCUACAUAUUCGUGGACAUAGACACAUACCCAAGACGGACCAUCAUUGUUGAAGAUAACCGAUAACAGCGCCAAACAACAAAAUGAGAGGACUACUUAAUGGAGAUAGUUCACUGGCUAAUAAUUGUAAAUGUUAUUGUGUAUGUUGUAAAUGUGAAAACAAAAGUAAUAUUGGUGAUUAAAAGCAUUUUAAACAAACACCAGUAUUUACUUGUUUUAAAUCACAAAAACGUGCGAUUUCCAUUCCACAAUAACGGCUAUUUAAACGUAACAAAGCGUCGACGGACGUAAAAAAAAAUAAUAAUAAUGUUUCCUAUUGUUAGUGCUUGAAUAUGUUUGGAAUCGAUUAGUAAUACUAUCAAGUUGAAAUAAUCAAAUCCACUGUACGUAGCCAUCUAUGACUCGCGAUUGUUUGUGCUCCUUUGUUCUUUCUGUAGAACGCCUCAAUUACUGAAAAAGAUUUUUAUCUCUUUAGUGUGAGUUUGUG